UCUAUCAUCGAGCCCAACUCCGAAGAGCAACUACCUCGCCAGACAAGUGGGGCCGGAAAAUUACGCCGCAAUACGAGCAGCAGCGCCACAUGAUUUCGGCCUGGCCUAAUCGCACUCUAAUCUUGAGUCUCAUUUGGCUAACCUGAGCGGGGGCCUACUCCGCUUGCUCUACAGUGAUUCCAGCCCCUUUUCCCCGUGCUUCGGUUGUAAGUGGCCAGAAAAAAAGUCCAAUUGCUUGAGCUGCCAGUCUCAAUCGCGAAUUCGUGAUUCGAAAGCAAAUAUUCAAUAGUAAUCCGUUGGCAAGGCCAGCAAGAUGCCUACGGCCAAAGACACGAUUGCCACUUUGGGCACGGAGGUGGAGUUGCGGAGUGUGGCCUUGGCCUCGCCCUUAAACCGCACCAUGAUCCGCGAAGACAAUUCCAAGUACACGGAGGAGAUGGUGGAGACCACGCAAGGAGUGGGUGUGACGCGCAAGAUGCUGGUGGCCUGGGCCGGAGAUCGACGCAAACCCGCCAUUGUCACCUAUCACGAUUUGGGAUUGAAUUACAUCUCAAACUUCCAAGCCUUUUGCAAUUACCCCGAGAUGAGCGAGAUUCUCCAGCACUUUUGCAUUUUCCACCUCAACGCCCCUGGUCAAGAAGAAGGCGCGCCCGUCAUCCCGGAGAGUGAAACUUAUCCAUCCAUGGACGAGAUGGCCGAACAAGUCAAUGAUGUCAUCAACCACUUCGCCAUUGUCAAGUAUAUCGGCUGGGGCGUGGGCAUGGGCGCCAAUGUACUCAUUCGUCACGCCCUCAAAUAUCCGGAGCGGGUGGACAGUCUGGCCUUGGUCAACUCGCUCAUCACCGCCCCCGGCUGGAUCGAAUGGGGUUACCAAAAACGGAAUGUCAACCAUCUCAGACAACACGGAGUGACCCAAUCGGUAUUGGAUUACCUCUUGUGGCACCACUUCGGCUAUGCCCCCGACGAGCGGGCCCAUGACUUGGUCAACAUGUACAAGCACUACUUCAGUCAAGACCUCACCGCCGCCAAUUUGGCCAAAUUGUCUGAGCAAUACAUCUGGCGAACGGCCAUUGACAUUGACCGCGAACACAACAUGGACCAGAAAGGGGAUACCAAAACGCUCAAGAUCCCUGUUCUCAAUCUCGUGGGUGCGUAUUCUCCUUUCGUUGAGGAGACGGUUACUUUGAAUGGGAAACUGAACCCUGUCAACUGCACAUGGAUGAAAAUCCAGGACGCGGCCAUGGUUUUAGAGGAACAACCUGGGAAAGUGGCCGAGGCAUUUCUGCUGUUCAUGCAAGGUCAAGGCUAUUGUCUCAAUCUGAGGCGAAAGUCAGUGGCCUUUUGAAAGCCAAGCAGACCCAACCAUAUAUAGUUUAGUUAAGAGGUGCUGAAGUAGAAAGCCUAAGUUGCGUAUUUCCCUCCCCCCCUCCUCCCGAAUCUCACCCAAAAAUCUGCACAAUCCAAGGAAUUUUUCGUUGACCACGUAAUGAACAACGUCCGUACAUAAGAUUCUUAGCUUUUAUGUAGAAACCGAUCGUACAUCUCUACCAUUGUUAAUUUCGACCGCUUUGCCUGAAUAUAAAGCCUGCAUACUUAAAGAAAAAUAUAACGAUCGUCUUUAUUUUCA
Molecule: messenger RNA, 1627 nt
Organism: Tigriopus californicus
Lineage: Eukaryota; Metazoa; Arthropoda; Copepoda; Harpacticoida; Harpacticidae
Product: protein NDRG3-like
Exons: 6
Coding region: 314-1345 (343 amino acids)
Biological process (GO): signal transduction
Cellular component (GO): cytoplasm
Source: RefSeq, a predicted model, not a curated record